Messenger RNA from Caenorhabditis briggsae, 978 nucleotides. The record is from RefSeq and is a predicted model, not a curated record. Lineage: Eukaryota; Metazoa; Nematoda; Chromadorea; Rhabditida; Rhabditidae. The transcript has 8 exons. Bases 1 to 978 code for a protein of 325 amino acids.
AUGACCUCCAAUGCUUCUGCUGUUGGAUCUUUGGUAGAAGUUAGCGCUUUUAACGAUGAGUUGAGUUUAUUGGCGGCUACUCUUAUCCUUACAACGAGAAAUAACGGAAGUAUUAUGGACAAAGAAGCUAGGAUAAAAAUGAAGAGAAACAUUAUACUGUUUUUUCAAACGAUGCUCCAAGAUUCAUUAUAUUUGAUCGAUCUCACAUUCACUUUUAAAUUAAACGGAUUGAGCACUCAUCGUUUCUGGACGUUUAUAAGUGGAACGCUCGUUUGGGAAUGCAUACAUUCUGUUGAUGGAUACUUCUUUCAGCCAAAUCAUGGAAGAAGAGUUCAAUUACACCAAUCCUUUGAAUUUAGUUGUUGCUAUGCUAAUCAUUACGAGGACAUUCUCCAUACCCACCAGUUGUCGAAUCCUGGAUCAUCAAUAUCGCCAACACCUUGUAUCUUGGAAAUGAGUAUCAAAUUGUAUAAAGGGUGUCAUGCUCUCUAUUCUACAAAAAACCUCGCUUGGUCUUAUGAUGAUUCUGAACAGUGCGAUUUUGUGGAUGAUGCUCUCGACAUUAUUUUCUAUACUUUCAUAGCCAUGUCAAUUCUCAAUACAAUCACUUUUGUCAAAAUUCUCCAUUUUUAUAGGAAAAGAAAUGCUAAUCAGGACAAGGAAACCAAAAAGCGAAUGAGGAAGAACACCAUUCAUUUCUUACAAACGAUGCUCCAAGACUCCCUUUAUCUUAUCGAUCUUACUUUCACAUUCAGAUUGAGUUCUUGGAGUGAUCAUCGUGUAUGGAGAUAUGUCAGUGGAACUUUAAUUUGGGAGCUCUUGCAUUCUACUGAUGGGUUUGUAAUGGUAAUGUUCAACGAAAGGCUAUCCUUCAUCAAGAAGACAAUCCAAAACUCUUCAACCAUUCCCGUCAUUGCUGGACCAAAAAAUCUACGCCAAGGGACGAUUUCAGCUUCAACAAUACCGUCAACUAAAUAG